Molecule: messenger RNA, 1243 nt
Organism: Oryzias latipes (Japanese medaka)
Lineage: Eukaryota; Metazoa; Chordata; Actinopteri; Beloniformes; Adrianichthyidae
Gene: mul1
Product: mitochondrial E3 ubiquitin protein ligase 1
Biological process (GO): protein ubiquitination; organelle organization
Cellular component (GO): mitochondrion
Molecular function (GO): ubiquitin-protein transferase activity
Source: RefSeq, a predicted model, not a curated record
UUACUGACACCUGGCGGUGGAGGUGUGAAGCGCAUGCUCCUGUCAGUGUAUUUUCAUGAGGAAGUAGCUCUCGACUCUUGUCGACAGGACGAGGGUCUGCACAGGUACAUCCCUUUCUCCAGGAUGGACUCGAGUGGAAAACCCUCCACAGCACAGAUCGUGGUUUUAGCCACCAGUUCUGCCUUGACCGCCAUCUUCUACUCGAUUUACAAAAACAGAGCUAAAACUGUCUCCAGCUUACAGGAAGCUAAAAAAGUCUCCAUCGAUCAGGACUUGAAAAACAUAUUGUCUGAAACUCCUGGAAGAUGCAUCCCAUACGCCGUCAUAGAAGGUGUGGUGCGAUCCGUGAAGGACACGCUGAGCAGCCAGUUUGUGGAGAACUGCAAAGGCGUCGUGGAGAGGCUGACGCUGAAAGAAGAGAAGAUGGUGUGGAAUCGCACCACACACCUGUGGAACAGCACAGAGAAAGUCAUCCACCAGCGGACCAACACGGUUCCCUUUGCACUCGGGUCUCACGAUGAAGACAUCAGCACCACCGUCCGGGUUAUACGCCCCUUAGAUGCUGCAGAGUUGAACUUGGAGACCACCUACGAGAACUUCCAUCCCUCAGCUAAGUCUCUGUCCACUGUCAUCGGUCACUUCAUCAGCGGGGAGCGGCCCAAGGGCAUCCACGAGACGGAGGAGAUGCUGCGCGUGGGGGACAGUGUGACUGGAGUGGGGGAGCUGGUCCUAGAUAACAACCUGAUCAAGCUCCAACCCCCCAAAGCGGGUCUCAGCUACUUCCUCACUCGGAUGGACUUUGAGUCUCUUCUGAGGAAGCAGACGACAAGCGUCAGGGUGUGGAGGAUUCUGACUGUUGUUUUCGGGGUGGCUGCUUGCUCCACUCUCUUAUUCGUGUUGUGGAGGCUAUACACGCACAGCAGGCAGAGCAGGAAGGAGCGGAGCAUGCUGGAGGAGUUCAAGGAGCAGCAGCGGAGGCGGAUGUGCGAACUCAACCUGGAGGAAAGCAGUCUGUCUCCUUCCAGCUGCACCGUGUGUCUGAGCCGCGAGCGCUCCUGCGUCUUCCUAGAAUGUGGUCAUGUGUGUGCCUGCGCCCAGUGCUACGAGGGUCUGACCGAGCCAAAAAAGUGUCCCAUCUGCAGGGCGCCUAUAGAGAGGGUGGUGCCUCUUUACACCAGUUAAACUGUAAACUUGAGUCUGUUUCUAUGUGUGCUGCGGAUCUUAUUAAACCAUAACCAAACUU